AUGUCAAAUGCGGCUUCAGCCCACGCUGGAGCAUCGAACACGGUCGACGUACAGCAGUCGCUCGUCGCGGAUGGUCUAGAGGUCGAAGAGGACGAGAUAACCAUGACAGUAUCGAACAAUCCUUCUAAGAAAAAGAAAAAGAAGAAACCGAAGAAGACAAAGACACCAGAGCUUGGCCCGAUACCGCCAACAGUCGCACAGGAGCCUAAACAGCCGGUUCUUUGCAUCAGUCGUAAUAAACAUUGGAGAUAUAUCUCCUCCUACCAUGGCCCGUGGCUCCAGCUUCCUCUCGAGCUCCUCGAGUCUCUACUUACACUCAAUCUCGAUCCUAACAACUUCCUACCCAAAGAUGACCGCAUACCAGCGCCGUUAAGGUCCAGACGGGCCCCCACGAGCGAGUCCGUCUCUUCAUCUGCACUCACACUGCGAUCCCAGCCAUCCAACGGCAGUGUUAGCAUAAAGCCAAUACCGCCUCCGAUCGAUCCAAGUGUAUUCAAAUCUGUCGCGAGCAUACGCAGGCUCAUCGACGAGGCAUCCGACCUCGCCGUCCGGGCGGCGUCGGGCUUAUCCGCAUCGAGCCUCGGCGCACUGCGCUCGCCUACCUCGUCCAAUAACCCCUGGGCGACGGCGCAGGCCCUUGGGAUUAACCCACUCGGAGACCAUGCGACGGGCAGGACACCUGCCAUGUCGUCCACGCGGACACAUCGUUUGAGGGUUCUCGCGGUGCAGAAGCUUGCCGCGGCGUAUCAGGCAGAUGAAAUUGCGGCAAGUGUCAUGGUCAUGCAGGGCGCGAGCGCGUUGGACGAUUUGGCAGAAAGAGUCUUGAAAGUUGAUCCGAACGAUUUAGAUGCUCGAUACGUUCAUUUCUUCCACGAGAAGAUUCCGUCGAGACAACUCGCAGAUUACACGACGACUGCGGUUCUGGACGAUCUAAUAGAGUCUCAACCCAAUCGACUCCAAUACUACCGCACGCGAGGGAUCGUCCGUUGCUUUCGCGAUGAAUACGCUAUGGCCGUAAAGGACUUUACUCACAUCCUUCGGGAGAGUCGUUCCCUUCGCAAAGCAAGGGCAGCACAUCACUCUGACGACGCACGUCGAACCAAGACAAAGGGCAAAAAACACAAGGAGAACAAGGUCAACGGCCAAGCACCUCCAAACGGCACGUCUGCGCCAGAUCCCAAUGCUCCAGAUGAAUCUGCUGCGCUAAAGGUUCCCUUGCAUCCGUCAGUGGGCCCAGAUGCGCCUGAAGCAUUGGAGAUACAAGCGCUCUUCUUGCGUGGUGCCGCCUAUCUGCAGCAUGCAGUACUCAUGAUCGAAAAUGCCGUACUGGAAGUGGAAGAAUUGGACAAGAUUCCCGCUCAGGAUGCCCUUGAACUCAAGCUUUUUCUACUGGAAAAGGGACGUUACGGUGGGAUGACGGGAGAAGAACCAGAUGGGCCGCUUGGACCAAAGACGGGUGACAAGAUGAAAGCAUAUCGCCGUGUACUCGCUACGCCAGAGUUACAACAGGUCGUCAGUACACUACUCCGCAAGUCGAUUCGAGACCACGAAAAGUUUAUGACGUACUUUGAUACUGUGGACGGAGUAUUGCCUUAUUUCCAAGGUAAUCUCGCUCAACGUGUCGAGUGCGCAUUUCUCCUCUCCGAGUCGCUGAGACCAGGAAGCCAUGCACCACCUCCACCACUCCCAGAGAAUCCGGGCAUCUUUACGACGUAUCACCCGCUCUUAGUCGAGGCACAGUAUAGCGUUCUGCUCAGCCAUAUGAUCUUAGGUGACUUUGUAUCCGUCGUCUCGGGAUAUCAACAUGCCGCUGCACUCGUCGACGGACUCGAAGGCUACCCAAUCUUCCUCCCUGCGCGCUCAAUGGCACAGGCAGAGUUUGUAGAGAUCAUGGAACGGCUCGCGUCUAGCUGGGGCCCCGGCACACAACCGCAUUCAUUCUCACAGCAGACGAACACCCUCAUGAUUGAGGGUCCACCGAUGCCUCUUGCUAUAGAAGGUCCAACUGCCUCGAUAGAGGUGCAAGAUUCCGCAGGCAGUACACGUACACCAAGUCCGACGACGGAGGAAGAUGGUACACGAUCCUCUACAGAGCCGGAGAAUGUUUCGACCUCCCCCUCAUUGAGCUUGGUUGUCGCUAAUGCCAACAGGACAAAUGGGCAUUCAAAUGGACUCCGGCAGCAGCCCUCAGCCACUGAAUCACUCGAGGAUAGCCCUAUUAUCGGUGGAAUCACUAUGCAGAACAAGGCGCUUAAUCUAGACUGCUUGAAGAUCCUGCUUGCGCCUGUAGCAAACCGACAAAAGAUUAAAAGCGAAAAAGAGGCAGAGGCGGUGGCAAAGGACAAGGCUGCUGGGAGGAAAAAUGGUCUUUCGAUUAAUAUUCCGCUCCAUGGGCCACGCGUGGAUAUUGCGCUCGCCUAUAUUGCGGCCGUUCAUCUCCCAGAGCUCGAUCCCUAG
This is a messenger RNA of Serendipita indica DSM 11827, 2457 nucleotides long. Lineage: Eukaryota; Fungi; Basidiomycota; Agaricomycetes; Sebacinales; Serendipitaceae. The record is from the annotation of a GenBank genome assembly.